Messenger RNA from Trypanosoma brucei brucei TREU927, 3804 nucleotides. RefSeq names its product receptor-type adenylate cyclase GRESAG 4, putative. The transcript has a single exon. The coding region runs from base 1 to 3804 and encodes 1267 amino acids. The record is from RefSeq and is a predicted model, not a curated record. Lineage: Eukaryota; Euglenozoa; Kinetoplastea; Trypanosomatida; Trypanosomatidae. Gene Ontology annotation, biological process: intracellular signal transduction; cyclic nucleotide biosynthetic process.
AUGGGCUUUAGGGCUGGCUCCAUGUGUGCACGCGGUCAGCAGCGCAUCGGCGCACCCCUGCUGUUGUGCUUUCUACUGCUGUCUGGUCCCUGGGAGGGAGUCGAAGGGAAAGGUAACAUAACAGUCAAAGUGUAUAGCUUUUUGCGCAACAAACACAUUGCGAAGCGCCGCUUGGAAUCAGUCACCGCAGGUUUUAACGCCUCUAUACAGUCCCGCAGCUCGACGCUACCGCAGAAUGUGGUGCUUGAGAUCGUCACCCCACCCGAUGAUGGAGUUCCACUCCAAAAGUUUUUGGAAGAAGGUUUGAAGAAGGGAAAGGGGGAACUGCCCAUUGUGCUGGGACCUGUUGGAGACCGGAACACGCUAUCAGUCACUUCAUAUCUCCACAAAGAAAAAAUAGUUGCCUUUUCUCCCAUCACUGGGUCCUUGCUUGUGCGUAAGUGGAGGCAGAACCUGUACUAUCUUACGGCAUCGCCUGCUGCAGAGGUGCUUGCACUAAUUCGUUAUGCAGUGAGUCAAUUGAGGCUUCGGCGACUGGGUUUUAUGUACCUGAAGGGCGUUUCUUUCGGCGAUAAGGAGUAUAAGAUGACGGUUAAGGCAAUGUCGAUGAUGGGUCGUAAAUUGUGCGGUGUUUUUGAAAUAGAUGGCUCUACGAAUGGAAAGCUUUCCAAUGAUGAUUUUCUGGUUGUGUGGAACAGCUUUGCAAGAACACUACCACAAGGUGUGAUUGUCUUCGGUUCGCCAAUUGAUGAAACUCAAAAGUUUGUAGCAUGUGUCGCCUCAGACUACCGCACACGGCAUGCGUACUUGCUACUCCCCUCAACGCUUCAAUUCUUGGUCGCAGAUACGUGGUCCCAAACACUGGAUAUCGCCGGUCGCGCGUACGUCCCUCGUCAGAUAAUAUUAACGGGGGUGACUCCACUCCCAACGGACACGGAAUACAAAGCCAUCCGACGGUUCCAAGAGGACAUCAAAAAGUAUAUGGGGAAAGAAUUCGGUAACAACACAGCACAAACUAAAAAAGGAAGCCGUCAUGUAGAUGACGAUAUUGACGGUGAGAUGAUGGUGUUUGGGUGGAUUGCUGGCGAGGUGCUGUCACGCGCACUGAGUAGCCGUGAGUGGCUUAGAAGUAGGGAAGCGUUCAUCAAGUCAUUGUUCAGCCAGCGUCGGUACGUUAUCGAUGACCUUGUGAUUGGUGAUUUUGGUGGUAAAUGCAUAGGAAGAGCAGGUGAAAGUGGGGCGGCGUGCAAAUGUAAUCAAGGUGGAAAUGUUGUUUACAUGAAAGAGAUGGUAGAGGACUACCGGCUGCAACCCGUGAAUGGGGGGAAAAUGCUACUAAACGCUGCCAAAUGUCAGAGAAGAAUAUUACAACUGUAUGCCCCAUUGAAUGGUAUAAUGUUUCGAUUGGAAGACAAUCCAUUGGCGCAGCGGAUUACAGAGGAAUAUCGCGAUGGCGCCUCCCCCGCUGUUGGAAAGGGCCAAUUGGGUCAAGGUGAUCGCUUCUUUUUGCAUGAACUGAAUUCGACAUCGAGUGCGACAAAGCACAACAUGUUAGAGGAGGUUAAAGAGCGUGUUGUGACGGCCGUGUUCGGUGUUGUGGAUGACGCGCUACUGUCGAUGACAGAUAUGACAUUUAUUGAUCCCAUUCCUCUCAGUCCCAGGUUGAAACACCCCGGAAGGAAUGUGUUGCAUUUGUCUCCAACAAUUGAGCAGCAGAUUUUUGUAAUGGUGGAGCGUGUUGUGGUUCCGAAUUCCUGGGGGAGUGUGCAUGCAAUUGUUCGCAGUAGUGAUGCACGUGGAAUAAAAUCUGUUCUUCGAAAGACUUUUUGGGCACUUGGUGGGUCGCUGGGUGCUUUCGACGAAGUUACCGACGGUGAAAGUGUGAAGAGUUUGUUACCGCAUAGCGGCUUCGUUCUCGUUAUUGGUCUAACUGAAGCUGAUAUUACUGCAAUUGCUGAGCAUCUUGACAAUCACAGGGAAGUGCGUGUAUUUGUGUUAUUCUUCGAUGUGGCACUGCUGUACAGUGAGUUUGUGAAGGUAUUCAAAAAGCAUCCGCAAGCUGCCGAGCGGUUACUAUUCGCAACAAGCCUACCACACUGGGCAGACAACAAUACGACAUCCGAGACGGUUCAGGGAUUUCAAGACGACGUGGGUAAUGAGAGUAAAUGGACUCCACUGGCGCUGCUUGGGUACGUCACUGCCCGCGCUGUGAGCACUGUGCUGCCACGCGCGGGGUAUUUGUCCCCAGAAAUCCUUGCCAAUGCCAUAUACACGCAGUCGGUCAUAGUUGUAGAUGGCAUCCGCUUCCGAACGUUCAGUGCUACAGAGUGUCAAGCAGAUAGUGGGUUUGCAGCUAAAGGGUGUGCUAUAAAUUACGGUGCGACAAGGAUUUCGGUGUGGUCCAUGGCUCGUGUGUUGAACCCUUCCGUACCACCUGUCACCAAGGCAGCAACGCCAUCGAUGCAGUACACCCACCCCAACAAUGGGCUUUCGGCCAGGAAGCUUGCCGGCAUCAUUGUCGGGUCUCUCUUUUUGGUGCUGCUCACGGUGCUGCUUGUAGUGUUGCUUUCCUUUUUUCGCCGCCACGCGCGCGAUAACGAGAACGCACCGAAAGAAUUGACAGACCCCGUAACGCUAAUAUUCACUGACAUCGAUAGCAGCACUGCGCAGUGGGCGGCACACCCCGAGCUUAUGCCUGAUGCCGUUGCAACACAUCACCGCAUAAUUCGCACAUUGAUUUCCAAGUAUGGAUGCUAUGAAGUGAAGACUGUUGGAGAUUCUUUUAUGAUUGCAUGCAAGAGCCCUUUCGCUGCUACGCAAUUAGCGUGUGACAUGCAACGAUGCUUUUUAGAACAUGAUUGGAAGACUGAUGUGUUUGAUACGUCUUAUCGUGAGUUUGAGCGGCAGCGUGCGGAAGGCGAUGGGGAUUAUGUUCCACCCACUGGCCACCUUGACCCUGAUGUUUACAGUCGGUUGUGGAAUGGACUGCGAGUGCGUGUUGGAAUUCACACCGGGUUGUGUGAUAUUCGGCAUGAUGAAGUAACGAAAGGAUAUGACUACUACGGUCGUACAUCGAAUAUGGCAGCACGGACUGGGAGUGUUGCUAACGGUGGGCAGGUGCUGCUGACACGUUCGACAUACCUUGCGGUGACCGGUGGGGAGCGUGAGCAAUUAAAUGUGACUGCAUUGGGUGAUGUGCCAUUGCGUGGUGUACCCAAACCUGUGGAGAUGUACCAAUUGAAUGCGGUGCCCGAAAGGACAUUUGCUGCGCUUCUCCUCGACUGUCAGAUUAUCGAUGGCACUGACGAAGAGAUGAGCACGUCCGCCAGCGACGUGGGUUCCGUUGCCGUUGAAUUGCCUGAAUCGGCUCAACACGUUGCCACUUCGUUAGAGACACUUCUCGGAACCUUCACACCCGCUCAGAGGCAGGCGCUGCUCAUGUCUGUCUGCGAGCGCUGGCGCGUCACGUCGCCCCGGAAGGUCCACGAAGGCUGGGACAACUCCGUGUGUCAUGAUGUUAUAUGCCAUAUUGCAGCAAGGGUGGGUCACGUGGUUAACUUUGGGGCGAGGAACGCCACCGCCACCGCUAGCUCCACUACACGGCAGUCUUCUCUUUGUUCGUAUCGCUCGCUUGGUCUCUGCGGGUAUGGUUCACAUGGGCAGCCAAGCUCUACAAACCAAGAAAACACCAGAAGGGAUGUGCCCCAACCUGCGGGGUCACCUCAUGGAAGCCCCGAACCUUCGACAAGCUCCAGCAACAGUAUCCACGUUUUACCCUUCAACCAAUGCAAGGGCCCAUUUUAA